Molecule: messenger RNA, 3594 nt
Organism: Solea solea (common sole)
Lineage: Eukaryota; Metazoa; Chordata; Actinopteri; Pleuronectiformes; Soleidae
Gene: tbc1d20
Product: TBC1 domain family, member 20
Exons: 8
Coding region: 362-1555 (397 amino acids)
Biological process (GO): positive regulation of GTPase activity; endoplasmic reticulum to Golgi vesicle-mediated transport
Cellular component (GO): endoplasmic reticulum membrane
Molecular function (GO): GTPase activator activity
Source: RefSeq, a predicted model, not a curated record
CCGCUAAUCGUGUCCUAGUGUAAACAUGUAGCUGCUUUGCCAGUUUGAGUCAUGUUGCCUUCCUGUUCUGCUUUUUAGCGGUUUUUGUCAGUUUUGUCAUAAAUCUGCACGACCAUGGCAGUAUUGCAAAUAAUAUUUGUAUCGGGACCAGGGCAGCGUAGUAGCGUUAGCUUGGUGACUAGCUGUCCAGCUAACUAACGUUGUCCUGUUUGUACGAGGCUGGCCUUGCUAACUACAGGGCUAGCCUCAAUCCGACUGCAGCAGUAGCAGCAGCAGCAGCAGCAGCGAAGGGCUUCACUAGACAACAUAUGACAAGAAUGGACGUUAUUUAAAAAGAACAACACACGAAGUGGACAGCAAAAUGAAGACAUGCAGAAGUGUUGGUGCCUCGUCCCAAAUGAAUGGGCAACACGACUGGGACAGCAGGCGAAAGAGGAAAAUAGCGGACAUCACUCAGGCCCUCAGCGUGAGUCCGGUGGAUGUGGCAGCACUAAGGAGAAUGGCUAUAAGUGAAGGAGGACUGCUGACUGAUGAGAUCCGCUGUCAAGUGUGGCCUCGCCUACUCAACGUCCCCUCUCAGGUCCUGGAUCAGGAGCCAGAGACGGUGGAGCGAGAGAAUAACAAGGAUUACAACCAGGUCCUGCUGGACGUCCAGCGUUCAUUGCGGAGGUUUCCACCAGGUAUGCCAGAUGAACAAAGAGAGGGUCUCCAAGAAGAACUAAUUGACAUCAUCCUCAGAGUUCUGAAACGUAAUCCCCAGCUGCACUAUUAUCAGGGCUACCAUGACAUUGUUGUCACCUUCUUAUUGGUCCUGGGAGAGCGUCUUGCAACUGCUCUAGUGGAAAAGCUCUCCACACAUCACCUCAGGGACUUCAUGGAUCCCACAAUGGACAACACAAAACAUAUUCUGAACUAUUUGAUGCCCAUCAUUGAGAGGGUUAACCCAGAGGUCCAUGACUUCAUGCAACAGGCUGAAGUGGGUACAGUCUUUGCUCUCAGUUGGCUGAUCACCUGGUUUGGCCACGUCCUGUCAGACUUUCGCCACGUCGUCCGGUUGUAUGACUUCUUCUUGGCCUGCCAUCCUCUGAUGCCUAUCUACUUUGCUGCUGUGAUAGUGCUGUACAGAGAGGAGGAGGUGUUGGAGUGUGAAUGCGACAUGGCCAUGGUUCAUCAUCUGCUCUCUCAGAUUCCCCAGGACCUGCCGUACGAGACACUCAUCAGCCGAGCAGGAGACCUUUUUGUUCAGUUUCCUCCCUCUGAACUAGCUAAAGAAGCCUCCUCGCAUGAAAGCGUGGCGGCCUCUACAUUUAAGGACUUUGAUCUUGCAUCCACGCAACAGCGCCCAGACUCAGUUCUCCGUCGCAGGCGUAAACAAAAACAGGCAGCGCUGGAGAGCUCCGCAGCCACCUCAGUUGUAGCAGUGGCUCGGCCUUCGGCAGCACGGAGGUUGGUUCGAUUGGCUGUCAUGGGUCUGACAGUGGCUUUAGGGGCAGCAGCUCUCGCCGUGGUCAACACUGCCCUGGAGUGGGCUCCUAAACUAGACCUGUUUCCCUGAACUGAUCAUUUUCACUCCUGCUCGACUUAUCUGUCCCUGAGUGCUUUUAAUCUACUUGGUGGGUCUGUCGUCAAGAACCCUUUAAUGAACUAAACCACAGACCCUGCAGUUGGUAACAACAUCUGGAGUGUACUCUCCAGGUAACGCUCCUCUUCCAUCUACUAGGAUGUGAGCAUCUUACUCAGUGAAGAGAGACCUUUGUGUGGCUCCAGGUGUGCAGGAAGGAGUACAAGUUCUAACAGCUGCUGUCCUGUAUUGAAGAAUGCACCCUUUUGUAAUGAGACACACUGUAACUCUUAAGAACUAUUAUUGAUGGUGUCAUUAUUAUAGUUAAUUUAUAUUUGGUAUUAGGAUAGUCUGGUAUUGAGUUAUGCUCACAUAGAUUAAUACUGAACGCUUGGUGGACUCACCGCACUUGUAACUGCUGCCAAUUAAGAGAAGUGAUAUGCGUGUGUGCGUGUGGUUGCACCCUGUUUGUUAUAUAUUUGAUACCUGGAUGAGACCAAAUAGAGGAUUGAUGAAAUCCUCUCUUUGUAUAAUUUACUGUUUAUUAAUGUGUAGGUAUGUCACAAGCUGCAUACACAUGCUUCUUUGUCACACAGGCACUUUUUAUUCACCAUUUUAUUGUUUUUAAUUUAAUUUGACACCCUUGACUACACUUUUUAUUUUUCGCUGGGGUCAACUAAUAUAAGUAAAACUUAAAUCUGCAGAUUAGGUCCCAGAUUGGAGUGAAGGGUUUACAGUCCUGGAACUAAAAAGAUGGAAACUACAACACUCGAGUGGUUUACAAGAGCUUUCCCCUGUCACUCGAAUUUCUUUGGGAGACGAUGAUGAAAUCUUUCCUCAUAACUCAGCAACACACUCACUAAAUGUGGUGUAGCAUUUGAUCACAGCUGCAAAAAAGCCAGUAAAAUAAGUUGGAAUGGCAGAGUGGGUGACCCAGUUUUUGCUCACUGCUUUGAUUUUGCAAUAUCACUUUAAAAUUGGUUUGGCAGGCACUGUGCUCACUCCUACUGCAAAAGGGCACUCCUGUCAGGAAAAAAAGAAUCCCUCUUUAAAUUACUACUGUUCACCAUAUUUUGCUUUAAAAUAGAUUUCUGAUUUGAGCUCAUGCCAUAAAUCAAACUUGACUGUUUAGAGUGUAGAGUGGACAGCGUUAGCAUUUCAGAGACGGUCCAGCCCAUUUCAAUGUUCAAGUCAUUUUCAUUUGAUAUUUUAAUUUUAAAUAAUGCACGCCACUCGUCUGAAUACAAUGUCUGAACAUAAGAUAUUAGUAUAUUAUUGUGACCAUUCAUCAUAUAGUUCAUCGUACUAUAAUUGAGGUGGUUCCUGAAGAUUUUGUCUACUGUUUGAACCGACAUGUUCAGGCUUAAAGGUCCAGUGUGUAAGAUUUAGGCGAAAUUAUUUCCAUAUUUUGGGGGGGGGGGGUUGUGAGUGUAAAAUUACCUGAAUGUAUUGUUGUCAUUGCCACAGAAUGAGCCUUUUAUAUUAACAUCAGGAGUGGGCCACCAUUUUUCGAAUGGCCAAAUGAAACCCCUUCUGAGUUCUAAUGCUAACUGAAGGCUAAUUCUCCUAUUAUGCUUGAAGAGCAGGGGUGUGCGGUGAGAGCUAUUCAGCUGCAACAUGCAACUUCACCAAUAGAUGGUGCUAAAUCCUACACACUACCUUCAAAUAAGAUGUAGUCACCUGCACUGGAUAGCACAAAAACCAGUCGACUGAAAACACACUAGACCUAUGUAAGUCACAUUUGGGGGCGGUCUUUUUUUUUUCAUUUUAUUGCGUUGUCGUGAACUGCUGAGUCAGUUGGUGAAAGCUCUACAAACUGACUGAAACGAAAGUGACCUGGAACAUGACCGUAGAUGCUCUGAGGUGCCUGAUAAAACGGCUGCUCGGCAGUGUUGCAACAUGGAUCUUCACUCAGUGGUUUUCACACAAUUUCAUUGCACUAAAUUAUUUAUCUACCUUUUAUGGGUUUGUUUUUUUUUGUCAUACAAAUGUUAAGUUGUACAGCAGACUGCCAAUAAACGUAAGUGACAGUG